AUGACCAGGAGAAGCCGAAGACAGAGGGAAGUCGGACUAAAGUCUGAAAUCAAAACUGCCUAUGCUCCUCCCCGCAUUUCUCAUGCUCCCGAAGUCGCCCACAAUUUGUCCGUUCGCUGUUUUAAAUAUGAUCCUUCAAUUCCCAAUCCCAUUGUUCUGACUAAACCUCUCAAGCCGCGGGCAGUUUCAAGCUCGGAGGACGAAGAUGAGCUGGAGGCGGUUUAUCCCGGUCCGAUUUGUAUUUCGUGCUCUGGCGUCGACAACGACCCCUUGAUUUGGUGUUCUGGUUGUGCCGAGCCCUAUCAUUACGAGUGUGCUAAAGGUUAUCCUAAAGAAAAGUACGGCCAGACCUACCGCUGGCUCUGUCUCGAUUGUCGACAGAGCUGCGUUUCGUGUUCCUAUCCUGUUUUGACGAUAUCGACCUUCAACUGCAAGACCUGCUGGAAGAUUAUCCACAGGCGUUGUAUAGACCCCCAACUGCGGAGCGAGUUCCGUCAAAACGGCUGGACCUGCUCCGAAUGCCUCAGACCUAAUCAUGAAGAGCCGCCACGAAGUACCUGCGAGCUCUGUCUAUCCGACCCGCUACCCAACUGCCAACCUAGUUACCAAUGCGACCGCUGCCGAACCUCCGUUAAAUCCUGUUGUUUGGACCUCUCCGACGAUAUUCUUCAUUUUUAUGAUAAUUUUGCACAACGUCAGACCUUUCUUUGUGAAAACUGCGAUGCGAGCAUUUCGUGGAAGAAUCAUCUUCUCUGCGCUUGGCGAAGAAGUCUUCUUCAAAUCCUCAGUCCUCUUUCGCAACUGGCCAAAAGUGGCCACUCCGAAAUCUCCGAAAUCCAGAGAAAUAUCGACAAGUUCGAUUCAAUAGAAGAUUUUGCCAAAAAGAUCAAGGAACUUCGUAGAUUAGAGAAAUUUCGCUCAGACGAGAUCCAACGCAAAUUUGAGCACUCAAAGAAUGUGCUAGAGGAAAUCUUUCCAAAAUAUGACGCUCAAGUCGCUGCGCUGCCUGAAACUGAGUUUCCUCCUGAAUUUACCUUUCACCUGAGAAAAGCGCCUGAAAUACCUCAGUAUCAAACUUCACUCUAUCGUUCACCAGCAUGUUGUCUUUGUACGGCAAAACCAUCUUACGCUCGGUUAAUCUACCUUGGCCAGGAUGAGUGGGCCCAUGCAGCCUGUGUUCUUUGGGCAGGAAGGCUAGCGAAUACAAAGGGAAAUUACUCCCCUAUGAUUCGAGGAUAUUCACAUGGAAUUGGCCCAAGUGCAUCAAGAGAAGAAGAUUCCUGCCGCCACUGUGGUUACAGUAUACGCACAGCAAUAUCCGUCAAAUGCUGUAAAGAGGGCUGUAACUUGGUUAUGCAUUUCUUCUGCGCAAGAUUAACUGGCUGGUUGGUGAUGGACAAGAUGUCGUCUCUUUGUGGCCGCCAUAAACCCCGCUGCGAAUCGAAGAAAAACAUGGUAUUGGAAGCUUCUCUUGCGAGGAAGCAGUCGACAGAACAGGGAGCUGAGACUCCAAAUUUAUUAGCCGACUUGAUAAGACAGGAAAUGCCAUCGCAAGACCAGAACGUCCCACCCUCUGACGUCAAGCCGGUCACACAACAAACUGACGCGGGUAAAACAGUAGUUACUCCAGGCAUAACUCCCGCACCGAAGACCGGAAAGCCGUCGUCGUUCGACCGACAGACCUCUCCAGUAAAAGUUGCCCCUAUCCUUUCUAACGGAAACCUCAAACCUAAAUCCCCAUCAUCUGGCGGAAAACCGCAAGCCUUUCAGCAAAUGAUGACUUCGCCGCCACCGCUGAUUGUGGGCAAGAAAGCACCAUUAGCUCAGUCUGCAGAAAACUCAACGCUCAAGGAACUACUCAGAGCAUCCCCAAGCAAAUCUACUCCUGUCCCAGCAUCUCCACUCCAGUUGUACACUAGCCCAAAGCCAAUGCAGAAAUUAAUUAGCCCACCAAAGAAUCAGCCUACACAGAGGCUGCAGAUCAUCCCGCUCGAGUCACAAGUGAAUUCGAAAGCGAUGGCCUCGAAUAUCAUGACAAAGAAGCCAGAACUUCAGCAGUUUGGACAAGACAAACUCUCACAACUGAUUGAAACUCUCUUCAACGAAGGACCUAGUAGCACACCAACUUCAGUAAAUCAUUUUUCAACAAACCUAAAAGAAAGUUCCGCUUCAACCUCUUCCAACUUAUUGCCCAGCUCAAGUACCAGCUCUAUUACGACUCAACCUCAAAAUCCGCCUAACCUUACGCCCAAGCCAAUGCCAAUGCUCAACAAAUCUCCUAUCCAAGGCGUUCCAAUUCAGAAUAGCGAGAAAGUUAUGCCACAACUUCAACGGAAUGCACCUCCACCGCCACUGCAACAAAUCCCAGGGACACAGAUUGCUUCGAAAGUUCAGCCCUCUAUUCAGCCCGAGACUCAAGUUCCUCAAACAGAUGGACUGAUUGAUAUUGAUCAAAUGUCGCCCGGCAUGAUUUCGGAAAAUAAUGAGGAAGACUCCGAUUUCGAUAUUUCCGAUAAUGAAUCUGCAAAUGCUAAAGUUCCGGAAGCAUCAGAUGAAAUUAAGCCUCGCCCAAAAAAGCCAAGAGCAGCGUAUGGAAGUCUGAAGAAAAAGAAAAUCACACUUGAAGAAGUUUUUACUGAUGUCGAGAACAUGCUAUUACGAAAAGGACGUGCUCGGCCAGAUCACAACGAUCAAGCGCAUCAUCACAAAUCAAAAUGGGCGCAUGGAAUUCGACCUGAAGAUGCAUACAUCGCUUUAGGUGGCCUUUCGGUUAAAAAUCUCGGAAAGAUCCAUCCUGAAUGUACUCAGCGCUACAAAGAAGCUCUCUGUCCAGAAGGAUAUGAAGCCAUCCGAUGGUUUUGGUCUUCGAAAAAUCCUGGCAAUCUGACUAAAUACAUUUUGAAUGUAUCAAUCCAAUACGACCCGCUUCCGGAAGCAGUUUAUGUGAAUGAAACUAUCGUGCAUGAACCCGACUUGAUCAUUCCUCCAGAGGAAGAUAUUUCAGAAGCAUCUACUCCUAUCACUUGCGAAGCGAUCAACUACACUUUCGACGAAUGGCCUGAAUGGGAAGAAGUUGAUAUGGAAGAGAUCGCACCACCGCCGAAAUAUUUUCAGAGAAAACGGAGCGCCGAUGAAGGAUCUGCGCAGAUGGUCCCCGAAAAACGGGGGCGAAGAGGGCGACAGAAAAUAGUCAAAAAAGAGGUGUUAGAAACGGACGAUGAAGACACAGAGGACAUGCUGAAUAGAAGAAGUGUCCGUGUUUGGGCAAAUAAAAUUAAGAAAGAAUUCGUCGAAGAGGUCGUAAUUCCUGAGGAGCUUGAUGGCUUCAAGGUACCAACUGAUGAUGAGGAUGAUUUGGAGGAAGUCGAAACAACAGAUCCAAUGGACACAAGCUUCGAGUUAGUUCCGAAAAAGCAAGCAGCGCAGCCUUCAAAACCACUCCGAGUUCAAUCAAAAAGAAUGUCCAAGUUUAAGAAUGCACCAAAGCGAACCACACGCGGUCGAGGCAGGCGUGGCAAGAAAAAUGAAGAUUUUUCUGACGAAGAGAAUGAGCGUGACGACGAGGAAUUGCACGAAGUUGAACUUAUAAUUGAUGACUUUGAAGGAAGAUCUCCAGACUCAGAUCGGCCAAAUAACGUUGAGAUGAUGUCUCUUUCUGAUGUGAGAACACAUUUGAGAUCCGAUGAUGAAGAUGAGGAUGAUAUUAUCAGAAGAAGAUCAAGAAGGAUGAAAUUGACUAGUCUCGACUCUGAUUCGGAAAGUGACGAGAAAACUUCGCCAAAGUCAGAGCCACUUGUCGAAAACACUCAAGAAUUGAGUCCACUGGAAUCUCUUGAGACGAUUACAUUGGACACGGAAUCGAGAGAAGUAAUUACAAUUGUUGAUUCUCCUGAGGAGCUAAAAAUCGAGCAACCAGAAGUGACUGAAGCCGAGACUGUCCAAGAAGGACCUCAGUAUGAGGCUGGUGUUUUGAAGACUGUCAUGGAAAAUGUCGAUCCCGAGACACUUCUUCAAGAACGAAACGAUUCUCCUUCUCCUGAAGAACCUCAGAUGGUCUCUGACGAGUCACCUCAGCCAUCGAGUGAAGUGGGGGUUCAGACGCCACCUGGAGCAGUUGGAAAAGAAGAAGAAGAAGAGCCGGAUACAGUAGAGACGAGAGAUAAUGAGCCUACAUCAGCCGAGAUACUUGGUGAAACGGGAACUAGCAUUGCAGAACUCGAUCAAGAGCAACCCAAAAGCCCUUCCGUCGAUUUUGAUACCAGAGAAGAUCUAAAGACCCCAAAUGAUGACCCCUCAGAAACUUCCGUGGAUAAAGAUGAAGUCGCCGCUGAAGAUCAGAAAGAAGAACCAGAGGCAAUUGAACAGUCCGAUCCAAGUGUUGAUGACGAUCAGAUUGAAGAAGAGAUAGGUAAAAAUUGUAGUUCAUCCGGUGGCAAGUCUGAAUCAGACAAUUGUGAAAAGAAUCCCCAAAUGGGUAACUUGACAAUUGUCCUCACUCGUGUUGAUGUUCCCGUAGAAUCGAGUAGAAUCAUUUCUGAAUCGUCGGAGACCUCAUCUGAAAAAGAAGCUUCUCGGAGAGACUCGGCGAGUCCAGACGCUGAAGACAACUGGUCUCCUAGCUCGGAGCCCGAAAAUGACAUGGAAGAUAUGUUUCGUAUUGAAGAACACCAUGAAAUGGACGACGAGGAGUCGGAGAAGUCAUCGGAACUACUGGCGAAGGAGCUGACACAGAGCUUUGAUUGCGAAAAAACUGACAAAGACAUCGAGAAGAUCUUGCUGCAUAUGAAAGUCAACCAUCCAUAUCAUUACGCAGCUUUAAUCACUGUGAAGCACUCAAAGGUUCACAAAUCAUGCGAUACUUGUGGAUUCAUUUUUAUGUGCAAAGCAACAUUCGAUUCACAUCUUGAAUUGUCCCUUUGCAAAAGAAAUCUGGCAUAUCUCAAACGAUAUAACGAACCUGAAAAGUUUGAUGAGCUUGAGCUUGAAGUUAUUGAAAAUGAGUACCAGUGGAGCUACCCCAAGAGGAAGGUAUCGAAGCGAAGAACGCCGACGAAGCCAAAAAAACCGGUAUCGCCUCCGAAACAGACUCGCCGAUGCCAGAAAAAAGCUGAGAAUCUCAAAACACGUUCCGGCAGGCGAGUUAAAGUCCCUCAACUAGACGGAAAUGCAGACUCGUCCGAUGAAUCAUCGAGCAGAUCUGGUAUGGAAGUUGAUCUUCCACAAACAGAUGGGUUAAAUGACGCGCCAAGACAGCCGCAAGUUCCGCCGAUGUAUCACCAACAGAUGGCGCAAAAUCAACAUCAGCCCAACGCUUCACCAGUGUUUCGAAUGCAACCGGUAAUGCAGCAAACGAAUUACAUCCACGUUGCUCAAGGAGGAACUGUUAUUCUUCCUGGCGGCGCAAAUCAGCAAAAUCAAGUCACUCACCAACAGGACAAUCAAGCUUCAUCUACUCAACAGAGUAACGUUCAGCGUAUAGGUUCUUCCCAAAGCGGACAUUCUGCUCCUCCCGGAUACUAUCAGGUCGUCAAUCCGCAAGGUGAAGUGAUAGGCCAAAAGCCGAUGAUGCAACAACGCCAACAACCACAAGUCCAGUAUCAUCAAGCCCAUCAGCGACAGCCGCAACAGCAGCAUGGUCAGAAUUUUCAGCCUGUCACCUCACAAAUUGCAUCUCACUUUCCAAUAUUUUUAACUCCUGGGAACUCUCAGGGGCAGCCUAUGAAUGUUCAACGUGUCGUAACACCGAGUCCUAUGCCUCAACGAAUGGGAUCGUCAACACCACAUGGGUAUCCUCAAGCUCCUACGCCAACACAACGCCUGACAGCCACUCCUUUUGACAAUCGCGAGCAUAUGCUGAGUACUCCACUCGGUACCCUUGGAGCUCCAACGCCAACUCCUUCGUACGGAAUAGAUCAGCGAAUGCUCGAGCAGCAGCGACUUCAGGAGCACCGACAAAGACAGCAGCGGGCACUAGAAGAGCAGCGGCAUCGUGAAAUGCAAGCUCGUGUUGAAGAGCAGCAUAGAAGAGAGGAAGAAGAGCGAAAACGACAAGAAAUGCUUCGGAAGCAGAGGGAAGAAGAAGAAAGGAGAAGACUAGAAGAGGAAAAGCGAAAGCGCGAAGAGCAAAAAAGACAAGAACUUCUUCGAAAACAACAAGAAGAAAGACGCCUCGCCGAAGAACAGCAUCGAAAACGAAUUGAGCAUGAGCGUAUGAUGCAACAACAGCAAGAACAUCAACGACUCCUCAUGCAGCAGCAACAAUCGCAGCAGUUCCGCGGACAUCAACAACAUCAAGGUCUUUUGCAUCGUCAAAUGUCUCCUGGACUUCACUCACCACCUCAGCAACCGUUUCACAGUCAGAAUCGUUCGCCUGGUUCUGCUCAUAAUCUCCAAUCUCCACCUCAAAACUUUCAGUCCCCUCCACAAUACCAAAAUCAGCCGAUAUCAACCCCUCAACAGCGACAGCAGAGUACUCAACAGCAGCCGCCACAGGCGCAACAGUUUGUUCAAGCACCUAACCAGCAAUUCUUCCACAAUGGACAACGCUUUAUUCGAAUACAAACGCACCCACAGCAAGCUCCAACGCCAACUUAUAUCAAUUCCAACCAGCGAUUCGUGAUUGCAAAUCAACCUGUUCAGCAACAAAAACCGCAACAAACGAUGAUGAGUAAUUUCCAGCAACGGCCAGUCGCAAGUUCACCCGUCAAUCAAAACUCGCAGAUUGCAAGUUUUGCCAAUCAACAAGUACUUCAGCAGCCAAAGCCACCUCAGUACCAAGAUGUUCAAAGGCCGUCAAGUUCUACACAAGCGCCUCCUCAGAGAUACUUCAACGUUGGUCGAAGUCCUAAAAUCGACGAGUACAGAUUGCAACAAAUCAAGAACGACUUGAAGUCGCCUAUAAAUGCACCCAAAAACAUUGUGGUGAAGGCGGAGCCCCCGCCAACCUAUCAAGAGCGACCUCAGCAGCAAGCUCCUCGGCAUCAAACAAAUGUUUACGUAAAAGGCGAGCCAAGGGAUGAAAGUUACCACAAGAAAGUUAUCAAAGAGGCGAUUAAAACUCAAAGUGAGUUGAACAAACGUCAGUCAAAAUCUCCUGUUCGAAGUCAACAACCAGGUCCGCAGGCUGCGGUAUUUGGAAAUCAGCAAUACAGGAUCGCACCAGGCGCUGGUCCAUUGCCAGGAUUGAGCACUCAACAGCACAGGCCGAACAUAUUGCAACAGCCGCGUGGACAGCCGAUGCGUGCUCAGCAGCAACAUGUUUUCAGCGCUUAUAAUCCAGAAAAUGGAACAUUCACAAUCCAGCCACAGAUGACCUUGGCGCCUCGGCCUGCUCAAAUCGUACCAGCUAAUCAAUCUCAGCGAGUUCCCCCUCAGUCUGAUUCGUCCACAUCAGCGAGAAAACCGUGGGAUCUAGAUCUACAACCACCUAGAAGACAAUCUGGAAUAGAAGUGGUCGGUAGAAGUCCGGUUCGUCAACAGCAGAGUCGCCCGCAGCAAUUUCAAAGAUACCAAGUUGGAACUAUUUUGCCAAAUAAUCAAGGGCUCAAACCAGGACUAAAUCUCAUCAACGGUCAACUGAUUGAAGUCCGUAACGGGCCAAUGCCAAUUACAGGAAGACAACUGUGCAUGGAUCCCUCAUCAUUCAGCAUCAUUAAGGAAGAGCCAAAGCCGAUUCCUUUCAAGCAAGAACCUAAGCAGCCGAAAGCGCCGAAGCAGAAGCCGCUUAUAUGGGAUCCCAUCGUGCUCGAAGAGUCGCUUGUUCAAGGUUCUGUUGAAGAUGGCCAUGAUGAUGACUUUGACGGGUCUAUUUUGCUAGACAGACUCAUGGUAGAAGAAAAGGCUAAUGAGCUGAAAAUUGUGGAGCGCCCAGAAACCCCUGAUGCAGUUGAUGAAGUAGAAGAAUACAAUCUGAUGUUCUCUAUUGUUUCAGAAGAUGGUGUUCGAAAGUCCGGAAAAGAUCUUGAAAGUUUAUGGAAUGAAAUUAUCGACGAGUUGCCAACAUCAGGCCGUCUUCCAGGAUCUGCUCCGAAAGCGACACGCCCAGAUGUGUUUGCUGCAUUUGGUUUUUCAAAAGAUAUGGUCCGAUACCUUCUCGAACAGCUUCCUCUAGCUGAUAGUAUCCCUGGAGCUUACAAAGCUGUCCAUUUCCCUCGUGACGAGAAGAGCAUUUCUGUGACGAGAAAUUCGAAGGGUUGCUGGAGGGCACAAGGCUGGUCUGGAAAGCGAAAUCCUUCAGAUAUGUUCUCGUUCCUGAACUCCAAGCAUCGUUCUGGGCUAACCCAUGAUCCGAAUUUCCGGCCAACGUUGGAGACCGACUUGCCAUUGACGAUGAGAUUCAGGAAGAUGGUGGAAACUAGUAGAAACUCCCUUCAAGUCCUGCCAUCGGCUAUUCACGGACGAGGAUUGUUCGCACGUCGACCUUACGAGCCCGGAGAGUUGGUAAUUGAAUACUCUGGUACUGUCAUCCGCGGAGAACUUUGCGACAUGCGCGAAAAAUACUACGACGACAGAGGCAUCGGAACAUACAUGUUCCGAGUCGAUGACGAUUUUGUUGUCGACGCAACGAUGGAAGGUGGCAGAGCGCGUUUUAUCAACCACUCGUGUGGUCCCAACUGUUUGAGUAAGAUCAUCACUGUCGAUUCGCGAAAGCACAUCUGUAUCAUCGCCGGCCGAUUUAUCGACUUCGGCGAAGAACUGACCUACGACUACAAAUUCGAUCGCGAUCUCGGAUCUGAGCGUAUUCAGUGCGGAUGCCAAGCACCAAACUGCAGACGAUUUAUGAACUAA
Messenger RNA from Oikopleura dioica, 8787 nucleotides. Lineage: Eukaryota; Metazoa; Chordata; Appendicularia; Copelata; Oikopleuridae. The record is from the annotation of a GenBank genome assembly.